AUGGGGAACUCUAUGUCGUGGCUAUCCAAUCUGCUCUGGAGCAAGAAGGAGACUCGAAUCCUAAUUUUGGGUCUUGACAAUGCUGGAAAGACCACUUUGCUCUAUAGGCUGAAGAUCGGGGAGGUUGUCACUACUAUUCCCACCAUCGGGUUUAAUGUCGAGUCGGUUACAUAUAAGAAUUUGAACUUGAACGUCUGGGAUCUUGGUGGUCAAACAUCCAUCCGUCCCUACUGGCGAUGUUACUACGCCAACACUGCUGCCGUUAUCUUCGUCAUUGAUUCGACAGAUAUCGAGCGAUUAGGAACUGCAGCGGAUGAGUUGGCAGCUAUGCUGAACGAGGAAGAACUCCGCGACGCGGCGCUGCUAGUGUUCGCCAACAAGCAGGAUCAGCCCGGGGCAAAGGGCGCAGGCGAAAUUUCAGAGGCACUGAAGCUGGGAGAUCUGCGGGACCGCAACUGGAGUAUCGUGGCCUGUUCCGCCAUUGAUGGCAAGGGUAUUGAUGAGGGCAUGGAUUGGCUGGUUCAAACCAUCCAGGCGGAAACAUGA
Penicillium macrosclerotiorum is the source of this 546-nucleotide messenger RNA. RefSeq names its product ADP-ribosylation factor family protein. Lineage: Eukaryota; Fungi; Ascomycota; Eurotiomycetes; Eurotiales; Aspergillaceae. Gene Ontology annotation, molecular function: GTPase activity; GTP binding. The record is from RefSeq and is a predicted model, not a curated record. Gene Ontology annotation, cellular component: cytoplasm; Golgi apparatus. The transcript is spliced from 5 exons. Gene Ontology annotation, biological process: intracellular protein transport; vesicle-mediated transport. The coding region runs from base 1 to 546 and encodes 181 amino acids.